Ilyonectria robusta is the source of this 300-nucleotide messenger RNA. RefSeq lists its product as uncharacterized. The record is from RefSeq and is a predicted model, not a curated record. Bases 1 to 300 code for a protein of 99 amino acids. NCBI's taxonomy places the organism in Eukaryota, Fungi, Ascomycota, Sordariomycetes, Hypocreales, Nectriaceae. The transcript has a single exon.
AUGGCGGACGAAAACACGGCUGAGGAACCCCUGUCGGACGGCGGCCUGGGAACUCAUCACAUGACGGGGCUCGAGAUUGGGGUCAUCGCCGGCGGCGUCACCAUCUUUGUCAUCAUCGUUCUCUUUACCUUCUUCUGCCGUCUCAGUGCUCAGCGUGCCAAAGUCAAGAAUGCGUUGCGGCAAGCCGAAGAGGGUGGGGCCGGGCGGACGGAGGAUCCGCCUCAGCAGCAAGACCAGGCGCUGGAACUCCAGCAGACGGUUCCAGGCGAUCGGGAGCCCGAGACGAGACGCUACUUUUAG